Messenger RNA from Macrosiphum euphorbiae (potato aphid), 879 nucleotides. NCBI's taxonomy places the organism in Eukaryota, Metazoa, Arthropoda, Insecta, Hemiptera, Aphididae. The record is from the annotation of a GenBank genome assembly.
AUGGAAAUUCAAAUAAUUAUGUCCGAAAAAGGCAAGGAGUUGGUUCUCUUAAAUAAUUUUAAAUACUGUUUUGUUAGAAAACGUAAAGAUGGGUAUAUUAAAUGGAUCUGUACAAACAAAAAUUGCACUGCAAAUAUUCUAACAACUGCAGAUAAGAAGUCUCUGCAUCAGUCAUCUGGUGAACAUAAACAUUUAGUUAAUAGUCAACAAAAAAUUGAACGACAAAUAUUGAGGGAGAAUUGUAAGAGAAAAGCCGACGAUAAUAUUUCUACCAGGCCAUUAAAAAUUAUACGAAAUGAAUUAAUUAAAAAUAAGCCGACUGACAUAAUAUAUAGUGAUAUACAAUCUGUACGUAAAGCGAUGUACGAUAAGCGACGUAAAAUGUAUCCUGUUUUUCCCAUAUCAUUAAACGAAGCAAUUUCUCAACUAAAACUGGUGGAAAAUAAUUGUUGUUUAUUUAACGGAGAUCAAUUUGUUUUUGUUCCGGAAAAUGACGAAUUUGUUUGUAUAACUACAAAAGAAAAUUUAAAAUUUAUGACAACACAAAAUGAGUUUUUUGAAGAUGGUACAUUUGAUUUCGCACCAAAAUUUUUUUUACAACUUUAUACCAUACAUUCUUACACAAAUGGUUUUUAUGUGCCUAUUGUAUAUUUUUUUCUUGCAAAUAAAACAAAAGAAACUUAUUUGAAUAUGUGGAAAUAUCUUUUGGAACUAUGUCAACGAUUUUUUAAUUCAACUUUCGAUGUUCAAAAACUGCAUUUGGAUUUUGAAUCUGGAGCUCAUGAAGCUGCAAAAGAAAUAUUUCCGAACGUGAUGAUUGUAACAUGCCAUUUUCAUUUAGGCCAAUCUUGGUGGAGAAAGGUUUACCUACAGAGGUAG